Drosophila willistoni is the source of this 960-nucleotide messenger RNA. Its product is annotated as NPC intracellular cholesterol transporter 1 homolog 1b. The record is from RefSeq and is a predicted model, not a curated record. NCBI's taxonomy places the organism in Eukaryota, Metazoa, Arthropoda, Insecta, Diptera, Drosophilidae. Bases 1 to 822 code for a protein of 273 amino acids. The transcript has 5 exons.
AUGGUAGUUCUGAGCUUGGGCAGCGUUGAUAAUGAUUUCCAUAAUAAUAUAAAUGACGUUAAUGAAAAUUCCGAUUUAAGAAACGAUACAACAUUUCUUGAAAGACUUGGAGCGCGUACCGAAUAUGUUUUUAAAUGUGCGUUUACCAAGUGGGGCAAGUUGCUUGCCACGUAUCCAUGGGUUACUUUGUUGAAUGGAGUUAUCAUUGUUGCUAUCUUGGGAUAUGGAAUCAAAUAUAUAGAAAUAACUACAGAUCCCGUGCAACUGUGGGCGUCACCGAAAUCAAAGUCUCGGAUUGAAAGAGAUUUUUUCGAUACGCAGUUUGAACCUUUUUUUAGAAUAGAGCAAAUAAUAAUCAAAGCAGUUAAUUUGCCUUACAUAAUUCAUAACACUUCUAAUGGACCUAUUACAUUUGGACCAGUGUUCCACAAAAAUUUUCUCUCGGAGGUUUUGUAUCUUCAAGAACAAAUUAAAAAUAUACAGAGAAAUAAAGUGUCAUUAAAAGAUAUUUGCUACGCUCCCCUUGCCAAUGAUGAAACCGAUAUCCAGACAUCUAAUUGUGUUAUUCAAUCAAUUUGGGGGUAUUUCAAAGACGAUUUAAGCAGACUGGAUGACCACGAUGAGGAUAACGGAUUUAAUGUUACUUAUUUGGAUGAAAUCUAUCAAUGCACCAGUAAUCCAUAUUUAUGUUUAGCAUCCUAUGGGGGUCCUGUAGAUCCUGCCAUAGCGUUAGGUGCCCCUGCUAAUUUGGCAAAGGUUGCCCAUUUUAAUCCGCCAUAUGGUGAUCCCGGAACUGCACUGGAACAAUCUGAAAUAAGAUAAUUUUUAGUCAUCAGAUUAAAAAAUACAUUAUUUAAGUAAAUGUUUAUAUGUACAUGGUAUAUGGUAAAGGUGUGAUUACAUUAUGUUUUUUUUAUAAUUUUAAGUUGUGUAACUAAUAAAGUAUCAAUGAACAAGCUA